GGGAUCCUGACGUAUCCAAGCGGAUGAAACCGUGGGCCUUGAUGUCCCUACUGAGGCUGGCUGGCAAACAUUUCCACAGGCUGCAGGAAGAGGAAAGCACGACUUCCGAAGGGGAUCCUGACGUAUCCAAGCGGAUGAAACCGUGGGCCUUGAUGUCCCUACUGAGGCUGGCUGGCAAACAUUUCCACAGGCUGCAGGAAGAGGAAAGCACGACUUCCGAAGGUGAGCCGUGGCAGGUCAAGGUGCCAGGGACUGAGAAUCGGCGCCUCGAGACCAUCGCAACCAUCAAGGUCAAUGGCAGGUGCAAGGAGGAACUGGAUGAGGGUGUAGAUGCUGCAUGUGCAGCAGAAAAACUGGAGACAGGGCAUGAAGAGGCAUGUCCAGGAGACCUGGAUCUGCUGUCAUCCCCAGGCGGGGUUCAGCUCGGAGAGAUCAGGGGCAAGUACUGCUGUGGGGAGUGUGGUAAAGCCUUCCUGCAGCAAUGCCACCUCAAGAAGCACCGCUUUGUCCACGCUGGCCACAAGCCCUUCCUGUGCACGGGGUGUGGCAAGGGCUACGGUUCAGAGGAGAGCUUCCAGGCCCACGUGCUGGCCCACUGGGGUGUGCGGCCUUUCCAGUACAGCCAGUGAGACAAGGCUUACUGCACCUAGCGGGACCUGCGGGAGCACCAGGUCCUGCACACUGGGCAGUGCCCCUUCUGUGAGCAGCAUGGCAUGGCCUUUGCACGCCGACCCUCUCUCUGCAUUCACAGGAAGAUCCACCUGGCCGCUGGGACCGACCCAGCCGCUCCCAGGGGAUGCCAGUGUGCGCUAUGUGGAUGCCAGCUGGCCAACCCCGGCUCCUUGUGCAACCACACGCACCUCCUACACAUGGGGGAACGUCCUUAUGCCUGUCCCUACUGUGUCAAAGAAUUCCAACAACGGAGCAACCUGCGUGAGCACCUCUGGUGUCACAUGGGCGAGAAGCCCUACGAGUGCCGCUUCUGCGGCGACGCCUUCCCCAAGCGUCUGGAGCUACGGCGGCACCUCAGCUCCUGUGUAGACCUAGGUCUUUUCAGUAGCUGCCCCUCAGAGCUGGCAGCCUACACAUGCUGGGCCUGGUGCAGGGAAGGCACUGGCUAUUGA
Messenger RNA from Eurypyga helias (sunbittern), 1124 nucleotides. Its product is annotated as zinc finger protein 408-like. The annotation marks the transcript as partial. Lineage: Eukaryota; Metazoa; Chordata; Aves; Eurypygiformes; Eurypygidae. The transcript is spliced from 3 exons. The record is from RefSeq and is a predicted model, not a curated record.